Nanorana parkeri is the source of this 1951-nucleotide messenger RNA. It is a transcript of the gene TEX10, whose product is annotated as testis expressed 10. The annotation marks the transcript as partial. The record is from RefSeq and is a predicted model, not a curated record. The transcript has 7 exons. Lineage: Eukaryota; Metazoa; Chordata; Amphibia; Anura; Dicroglossidae. Gene Ontology annotation, cellular component: nucleus; MLL1 complex.
GACCCGGAAGUUCCUGCUAUCGCUGCCUCAGAGCUGGCGAUGCAGCAGAGUGCUUUGAGUGAAAGAAGUGCGGGAAGCGCAAUGUGAGAUGUUCUACUGAUCUGCUCUGUGUUCUAAUAUUGUGCAGCCGAUCUGUCCGCCUUCAACAUGACUAAUAAAAGGAAACGACAAGAAGAUUUCCAGAAAGUAAAACUGAAGGUUGGGAAGAAGAAGCCCCGAGCUGACAAUGCAACCUACACGACAUGCAGGAUCAAAUCCAUUCAUCUGAGCGAGCAGCUAAGGGACGAGCACUCUCUCCCUACCAGCCGGCGGAAGCUCACCAUUACGGAUAUCCUUUCACAAAUGCACCAUUACAAUUCUGGUGUUAAACACGGGGCUCUCGUUGGUCUUAGAGAAAUCCUGUCAACUCAUCCUUCAUUACUUGAUACACACAUUUCCAAUAUAAUGAGUGAAGUGACUGCUGUGUUCACCGACAAAGAUUCUAUGGUUAGGUCGGCCACGAUUUCUGUCUUGCAGACUUUGGCACCCAUGAUUUUUCAAGAGAAGAUUUCGCCUUUUUUCCCUCUUAUAAGUGCUCACCUCUCCUCUGCUAUGACUCAUAUAAUGCCAGGGAUUCAGGAAGACUCGCUGAAGAUCCUAGAUAUCCUUUUGGAAGAGUAUCCUGACUUACUUAUUGAUCGUAGUAGUAUGUUAUUGAACAAUUUCUUGGAACUUAUUUCCCACCAAAAGAACUCUAAGGAAUUAAAAAACGCAGAUAAAGCACCAGCUUGGACACUGUCUGUAAAUCCUAAUCGGAAGGUUACAUCUCAGAAGUGGAGGAUAAGUGUACUGGGUAGACUAAAAAAGUUUCUUAAGGCAUUAGUGAAACGAGCUGUUGAAAGAUAUCCUGACAAGGAGCAACUUCACGAUGGCGCUGAAAAUGAACUUGCUGUAAAAGCCAAUGUACACAUCUCUUGGCAAGAGCAUCAAGCUGGUCAGCAACAAAUCAGGUUGUUUGAUUGUGAGCAAACACAGUUAAGUAAAAACUCCUCAUUUCGUCUGAGGUCACUGGUGGGUAUAUCUUACAAUACCGAAGAAGGUCUCUCUUCUUCAGAUAGUUUGAAGGCGUUCAUACAAGCAGUCAUUCCCAUUUUGAUUGAGUGCUGGGUUGAGGAGUCACCCAGCAACAUGUGUGAUAGCUCUGAAAACUUGCUAAAACCUGUAGCAUAUCAUCUUCUGCAGGAGGUGCUUAGCAUCAUUUCUCUCCUUUGGAAGCUAAGUGAACACCAGGCUGAAUCACAGAAAAUGGAUGGUUGGUUCAGGAAGAAUUAUCUUAAAGAUUUCAAGCAUCAUUUCAUGAAGCAUUUUCCUUACAACGCACAAGAUAGCCUGAAACAGAAGAAAAAAAUAACAAAAGGGAAUAAAGAUGGAUUGCUUCCUUAUAAUGGCUUGGAUUAUCUUUUGUUAAAUUUAACAUUAUGUGACAUUAUGGUCUCUUUGGCAAAUCCUUCAACUCUGCAAGAGGAUUCAGACUGGCUAGCCAUGAUAAGGACAUUUGUGACUGAAAAGUUGCUUUGUGGGUGGAAACUAAAUGCUAAGCAAUUAAAACAACUACUUGAAGUAACAAACAGACUUUUGAAUAUCCAUAUCAACAGAGUGGCUACAGAGAAGUUGAUUCAAGCAGUUUAUAUGACAUACCAGCAACGAGAUUUACUUUUAUCAGUGCGCUCAAUGCUUCUGAAGUUUUUUAAUAGGGUUUACUUAAAAGAAGAAGAAAUGUUCCUCAGCUUGGGGAGGAGCCGAAGUAAGGUUUUAUCUCGAUGGCUUGCCAGCUUACCAGUUCAGCUUGUUCAUCUUGGUCCAAGAAACCAUCAGCUUUCUUCCCUUAUGAUUGAUACAAUAUAUACCGCUGCCGCUCGGUCAAACAAGGAAUUACUUCAAAACCUUCAGACAGUGGCCUGUCAAAUUUAUG